GUCGACCUCAACUACUGUUCCUCACCAGCUGUUCUGAUUAAUCUGGUUGCGGACAUUGCUGGCCAAAAGCCAGCCUAACAACUCCUGGGACGAAUGAGUGAGUAGCAAGGAAAUAGUGUCAUCGAAGAUGUAUGUAGAGCUAGGCUUGUACGACUGUCUUGUAUUAGCCGCCAUCAUCUUCUACUCUUCCUUGAAGUGGUUGCACGAUGUCAAGCAUGUCGCACGGUCCUAUCAUGAAGACGGGCCUUGGUCGCCAUUCGAAGAUCUAAAAGUUAGUCAACAGACCACACCUCACAUACCCGAGGAUCCUCAAGCUACCAGAAACUCCGAGAUCUCUUCACCGGCUAGCUCUCCCCCAUCAAGCCAGCCAGCCAGGUCGAGCGUCGUCGAAGUCAUCUCAGAUACAGACCCGUCCUACUCUGUGCCCUCCUCUAGGUCAAGCUCCCGGCAUUCGACCUUCAAUAACCAUGAAGUCGCCGAGGUCCCGGUUUCCACGUUCUCUGAGCGCAUCUUGACGAAUGACCUGCUCUACGACCUGAUUCUCUGGUUCAGCACACCCUCCGCCCUCAUGCGCCUCUCGCGUACCUGCCAUGCUGCACAUGCUGCCGUCCGCUCCCACAUCACCCGCUCCUUCAACAUCAACGCCCACCUCUCGCACUUCUUCACGUCCCCGCUUGCCUUUCGCUCGCUGCAGGCCCGCACCAGCGCGCUCAUCUCGGGCUCCAGUGCUUUACAGUUCCUCGAUCGCGUGCACUAUCCCGAGGCGGACCUCGACAUCUACUGCGCGUACGAGGCACGCGCAGAGCUUGGCUGGUGGCUCAUCCAACAUGAGGGCUACAAUUUUAAACCGAAUAGUCGGCAGGAUCCGUCUUUCCGUGUCGCGCUCGAGCAGGCGCGGGUUCCUGGUACGGCGCCGCCGGGCAGCCCAUACAGCCGCCUGCGAGCCGUAUCGGCCGUGUACACCUUCACCAGGCGCGUCGAGAGCCUGGACGGACCGAGUAGGCGGCUCAAGGUGCAAAUUAUCGUCGCGUACAACAGCCCCAUGGAGGCGAUUUUUGAUUUCCACUCUACCGUCGUGCUUAACGUUAUCUCCUUCUCGCACGCCUACUCGCUCUAUCCGCUCGCUACUUUCCAUCAUCGUCUCUCGCUCUCUCUCGUUCCUGCUCGCCAGCUUGAAGCUGCCGUACAAAGGAAGUACACCUUCCGCGGCUGGACGUUCGUACACAGUGUACCCACCCCACCGCCCGAGCAUGGCACGACCGACGAGAUCGUCCUCCGGCUGUUCCGCCCGCGCGAAUGUGCCGAGUGCCCGCACUGUACCCGCCAGCGCGAGCUCGAGCGCAGUGUAGCACAGGCUUUCCCUGUGGGCCUGCGCUGGAUCGGCGACAGGCACAGCUGGGUCCUGCCAUUAAACACAGAGGGCGUGGAGGUGCCGACAGUGCUGGGAGAUGGGGUUAGUCCUCCAAUCUCGCACGACCCGUGCUUUGUUACGAGUUGGGAGAUGACGAAGCGAGUGGGACGGGAUGGUACCGCUGGGCGCGCAAUCAAAGCCAAGGUCCGCCGACCGCCGGGCUUCUGGCAUUGCUACGUCGUGAGCGAUCCAAAGCUCAAGAAAGCGAUGAAGAUGAUACAGGAGUUGUAUGUAGAUAUUCCUGAAAGGGCGAAUGAGGACCCCAAGUGCUGUGAUGGAGAAUUCAUUCGCUAUUGCAAAGCAGUGUUGGAAGACGAGAAGAUGUGGAAUAAGUGGUACCCAUCAGCACGAAGCGUCCCCGAGAUUGAACUUUAAAAUGUUCAAUAAUCCGUACUUUCUUGUUGAGUUUGUCCUUGUUCAUUUACUGUAUCAGUACAUUCUUGUCGUCAUGGUCCACUGUACAAUAAGAGACUCGAGAUGCG
This is a messenger RNA of Phanerochaete carnosa HHB-10118-sp, 1893 nucleotides long. RefSeq lists its product as uncharacterized. The coding region runs from base 128 to 1786 and encodes 552 amino acids. The transcript has 5 exons. The record is from RefSeq and is a predicted model, not a curated record. NCBI's taxonomy places the organism in Eukaryota, Fungi, Basidiomycota, Agaricomycetes, Polyporales, Phanerochaetaceae.